AUGCUCGUCUCUAGCGGUUCGAUUCUGCGGACGCAGCCAAAGUUGACGAAGCGCCGCCCGCGCCUCGCUCCGGGUCCCGCCAGAGUCGACUCAAUAAUAAGCGGAGCCGCGAAAUCGCUUCGAGCGAAACGAGGCCCCGGGGAGGAGUCGGAUCGGCCUCCUUUUGCUUUCUUCGACUCGGACGGUCUCGCGCAGCCGACUUUUUCGCGGGUCGACUCGCUUCGGGAACUACAUUACACUUUACAUAAAAAACAUUGUGUUGAACGACAACGAGGCAUCGAGUUCCCCGGCGAAGACAUAAGCGAAAUUGAAUUACACAUAUUGAAAAAGAAAUGUGGAGCUGCUGGGGGGCGUGGUGCGGCCGAGACUCCUCCUCCGGAGCGGCUCGCGCACGGAGCGCGUUCAGUCCGCUUCGCUCUCCGCGGAAGGAGCCAGUGCGGAGUAGCUCGUGCGACGAGACCGUUCCGUCUUCGCGACCAACUUCUCGAUUACCAGCGAGGAUACUUCGCGAUACUUUUUCACGCCCGUAACUCGCAACUCGGUCGGGUUGAUGCGCUCGAACAAAAGUCUAACUGGACUUCGAGUGUAGCGAAAUGA
This is a messenger RNA of Leptosia nina, 597 nucleotides long. The record is from the annotation of a GenBank genome assembly. NCBI's taxonomy places the organism in Eukaryota, Metazoa, Arthropoda, Insecta, Lepidoptera, Pieridae.